GCAAAAUAAAAAAGUUUGACAACCCCUGCUCCGUAAAUUUCGAUCUGUCCCUAAUGUAAAAUGAUUGAGCAAGCUUCACUAGUUUGCGGGCUAUUCAAUGGAAAACGAAAGCUAUAACUAUUCUCCCAUGGCGUCCAGCAGCGUAAAUGACCCUAGUCAGGGGAACAGCUACCAGGAGAACUUCAGCUGCUCUGAGAGUAACUCUGAGAGCAGUGCUACAGAAGAGGAAUCAGACAGUGAUGCAGCAGGAACCCGACAGGAUCAGGAAGAGCCUUGCCGGUACUACAACAGUGGUCACUGCCGGGAUGGGAAAAGGUGCCACUACCUACACGUCUGCAAAUACGCACUGAGAGGCAACUGUCGCUAUGGAGCCAAGUGUCGCCUCAAGCACCUCAGCUCCUCCUCUGACAGUGAUGGAGGUAGUGGGAGGAGGGAAAGGAGGAGGUCUUUAUCUGGAGGGAGAAGAGGAGGCGGUGGGAGAGAAAGGAGGAGGUCUUCAUCUGGAGGGGCUCAGCGUGACAUUAGCGGGCCAUACAAAUGGCAGUUGGAAGAUGGACAUGGCUGGAAGGACAUAGCCAACGAUCACAUUUUGGAGGGACAGUACUCCCAACCCAACAUUAAGGGCAUCAAUAUCUACAACACCCCUUACGGCAAAGUGAGUAUAGAUUUCAAGGCGAUGAGAGUCCGCGGUAAGAAUAAUCUGAGAGUGAGGCGUUUGGAUGGUCAACAGACAGAGUGGAUCUGGUUCUACUCUAGUAGCAAAGGCUGGACCAAGUAUGGAGAAAAGGAUUCCAAGGGAAACUCAGGCCCCAUCCAGAGUUCUGAGAUCGAGAAGAAAUUCCAACUCAACCGUAACGGUUCUCUUACGUUCAACAUCGGCUCUGAUAUCUUCGAGAUCCGAUUCAGACAAAUGAGACAGGUGAGCGGCAAGAGGAAGAGGAAAGUUGUCCGUCGUCCAAAGUACCAACCACCUCAAAGCGGAAAUCUAAUUGGUCGAGUGACGUCUGCUUUCCAGAGAGUGAAGAUGUCUCCAGCGGGCCAGAGUGAAUCUCCAGAGUGGCAGUUUGGGGGGAAAAGUGGGCGCUGGCACACUUUCGAAAAGAGUGCUGACAUUGAAGAUCAGUACCAGAAGGACUUCAAUGGAUCCAUGUCCCUCACUGUCAACAGACAGGCCUACAAGCUGGACUUCUCAGCCAUGAAGCAAACCAACCAGUCUACAAGGGCGACGCGCAACAUCAGGCGUGUCUAGAGAGCAUGAUGAACAACGCAACACUCCGACAUCAUCAUUGCCUGUUUAUUUUAGGGGAAGUAGAAUUGUUGGGUUGCUAUCACAUGCAAUAUGUUUACAUGCAAUAACCUGCCAUUAGCUCACAAACGGGAAUACAUGCCUAUUGCAGAAACGGACUACAGAUAUUGGAUAUACUCCUGUACACACUGUGUAUGAAACAACAUGCACAAUAACAAACUGUUUACCUUUUUCUCUGUGUGUUUUGUUGUUGUUGCCCCGCAAAAGCAACGUGCAUUAUCUGCAAAUUUGGUAAAAAAAACAUUUGUUCUGUUGUAAUGGCCUGGUGUAAUAUGUGAUAAUAAGGCAUUUCGUUUCCUGACAAGAACAACCCAGUCAAUCAGAAUAUGUCAUGAAGUACCAGAAUAUAUCAGAAUAUAUCAUGAAGUACCAGAAAUUGCUGUAUGUCUGGACAGAAACAGACUUUGAAGUCAGAUUUGGCUGUUAAAUAUUUUAAGCAGAUAUUGCACUUUGCCUUUGUAGGGUAUACAUGUAUGAGGAAUGCUGUAGCAGACUGCCAUGAUCAAGUAACUGGGACAUGUACAUUAGAUAACAUUUGUGUGCAUGAUGUUGAAAUGUAGGUCAUACCUUUUAUCUCAGGUGUUGUUCGAAAAGACGGAAUAUUCAAAGCCCUCGUUAAAUAAGCCAUAUUAUUUUAAUUUAAUCAUUUAUUUGAAUCAAGGGUCAUAGCCAAUGAUGUAUAUACACAUCAUUGGUCAUCUAGCUUGUGUUGAUUUCUAACUUUACCCCUAGAUUAGUUAUAUUUUUAUUGGUGCAAUAAAUGGUUAGAAGAACUGUGAGUAAACAAAUCCUGUUACGAACAGUUGAACAGUUUGACUUUUAGCAAUGAUGAAUUGAUUAUGUUUUAUGAAAAUCAAUGCAAUACAAUCUACAGUAAUGUGGUAGUAACAAUGUUGGAAUAACACUGCGUUAAAAUGUUCCUACAAAUGGGCUGACGCUUGUCCUAGGUACCUUAAUGUGAUUGAAAGCUUAAACUGCCGUAUUGUUACUGUACACAAUGAAUAAAGACAAAAACAGUGUAUGUUUCCAUGUAAUAAGGUUUUGAUUAAAAGCAGAAUAAAUUGCAAUCAUUUUAUUUUGUGUUCUGGUAGUUUCCAUGAUUGUUCUUGGUUCUAAUAAAUCUGUGUUUCACCAAC
This is a messenger RNA of Oncorhynchus mykiss (rainbow trout), 2442 nucleotides long. RefSeq names its product ZnF_C3H1 and WWE domain-containing protein. The record is from RefSeq and is a predicted model, not a curated record. Gene Ontology annotation, cellular component: nucleus. NCBI's taxonomy places the organism in Eukaryota, Metazoa, Chordata, Actinopteri, Salmoniformes, Salmonidae. Gene Ontology annotation, molecular function: metal ion binding; NAD+ poly-ADP-ribosyltransferase activity.